CGCGGGCGCUUCUCAGGCUGGUGAGGAGCAAUGCAGGCUUUUCUGAAAGGUCCAUCGUCAAUCAGUACAAAACCACCACCUUCUAAGGAACGGGGAGCAGCUGCCACUGCGGGAAGCAGUGGGGAGGGCAAGAGAGUCAGACCCAUCCCUUGGGUGGAAAAAUACCGCCCAAAGUGUGUGGAUGAAGUUGCAUUUCAAGAGGAAGUUGUUGCUGUACUGAAGAAAUCCUUAGAGGGAGCUGAUCUUCCCAAUCUCUUGUUCUAUGGCCCCCCUGGGACUGGAAAGACAUCGACUAUUUUGGCAGCAGCUAGAGAACUCUAUGGGCCUGAACUUUUCCGGCAGAGGGUCCUCGAGUUAAAUGCAUCUGACGAACGCGGAAUACAAGUCAUUCGAGAGAAAGUGAAGACUUUUGCCCAGCUAACAGUUUCGGGAAGCCGUUCAGAUGGCAAGCCAUGUCCCCCUUUUAAGAUUGUGAUCUUGGACGAAGCAGACUCUAUGACCUCAGCAGCCCAGGCAGCUUUAAGGCGCACCAUGGAGAGAGAAUCCAAAACGACACGUUUUUGCCUUAUCUGUAAUUAUAUCAGCAGGAUAAUUGAACCCAUCACAUCUCGGUGCUCUAAAUUUCGUUUCAAGCCCCUUUCAGACAAAAUCCAACAGCAGAGACUUCUAGACAUCGCUGAAAAGGAGAAUGUGACAGUCAGCAGCGAGGCGAUCUCUUGCCUUGUUCAUGUGUCUGAAGGAGACUUGAGAAAAGCCAUCACACUUCUCCAGAGUGCCACGCGACUAACAGGCAAGAAAGAAGUUACAGAGCAAGUUGUCACUGAAAUUGCAGGGGUUGUACCUAAAGAAAUACUGGAUGGAUUACUAGCUGCCUGUCAGAGUGGCUCAUUUGAAAAACUGGAAGUUGUUACUCAGAAUCUGAUAAACGAAGGUUACGCUGCCACGCAGCUUAUUAAUCAGCUUCAUGAUAUCAUUGUUGAGAAGGAGGAACUCAGCGACAAGCAGAAAUCUGUUAUAGCAGAGAAGUUUGCUGAGGCAGACAAAUGCUUGGCAGACGGUUCUGAUGAGUUCUUGCAAUUGAUCAGCCUCUGUGCAGUUCUGAUGCAGCAGCUCACUCAAAAUAGCUAGCUGCAGUGCAAAGCUGACUCCGUGGCGGCUCCAGCCAGGA
This is a messenger RNA of Euleptes europaea (tarantolino), 1168 nucleotides long. RefSeq names its product replication factor C subunit 4 (gene RFC4). Gene Ontology annotation, biological process: DNA-templated DNA replication; DNA repair. The record is from RefSeq and is a predicted model, not a curated record. NCBI's taxonomy places the organism in Eukaryota, Metazoa, Chordata, Lepidosauria, Squamata, Sphaerodactylidae. The coding region runs from base 31 to 1128 and encodes 365 amino acids. Gene Ontology annotation, cellular component: nucleus; DNA replication factor C complex. The transcript has 11 exons. Gene Ontology annotation, molecular function: ATP binding; DNA binding; ATP hydrolysis activity.